Molecule: messenger RNA, 4119 nt
Organism: Gambusia affinis (western mosquitofish)
Lineage: Eukaryota; Metazoa; Chordata; Actinopteri; Cyprinodontiformes; Poeciliidae
Gene: onecut1
Product: one cut homeobox 1
Exons: 2
Coding region: 1179-2564 (461 amino acids)
Biological process (GO): regulation of transcription by RNA polymerase II
Cellular component (GO): nucleus
Molecular function (GO): RNA polymerase II cis-regulatory region sequence-specific DNA binding; DNA-binding transcription factor activity, RNA polymerase II-specific
Source: RefSeq, a predicted model, not a curated record
AAUUACUUAGUAUUUUUGCUAUGCUUGUUUAAUGUUAAAGUGUUCAUAAUAACGUUGAACUUUCACCCUACAGUUUUUAUUCCCAUAAAAGUGUUUAAAUCUCUCCCUCUGUUUAGUUGUGCUGUUAUCCAGUUCUGGUCUAAGUUGUCUAAAUAUUUACAAUUGUGAACUAGAGUUGAUCAAGUUCAGUUCAGAUCAGUAAAAACGUUGAAAUAUUCCUUUAGCGUAGCACUUUGAGGAAGCAGAUGCCAACUUCAGGUACAUCCAGCUAACUGUAAAACAGCUUAGCUAAAGCUAACACUUCCCUUCUCAUUAGAGUAAACAGAAAAAUCAGUCUAUCAUUGGACUCAAGACGAAUGAGACACAUUUCAUAUUCAUUGUGUGUAUUAGGUUUGCAGCUGCAUCUGAUUAUCCUGCUUCGUUUGUAGCAAGAAGGUUGUGAGUUCGAAUCCCCACCAUGGUCUUUAUGUAUAAGUGAGUUCUCUCUGGGUACUCUGCCACAGUCCAAACGCGUUCUCCAAUUUAAAAUUGCACUUAGGUAUGUGUGUGCGUGUGUGUGUGUGUGUGUGGGUGUGUGUGUUUGUGUGUGUGUGUGCGCGCGUGUGCGCAUGUGUGUGUUAGACAGAGGAGGUGGGGAGAGAGAGAGAGGAAUAGAGAAAGAGGAAGAGAGAGAGUAUGGGAGGAGACCGGCGUGCACAAUGCGCAUGUGCAGACGGUGAGAUCUGUGCGGCGGUGGAGCAGGGACUGGACACACACCGCUAGAGAGAUGGCGCGGCACCCGACCGGAGCGCAAGGACAGCUGGUUGGCGACGGGGGGGCUUGAAUUACAAAGAAGAAGAAAAAUAUAUGGUUUUAAAAGCAAAAAAAAAAAAAAAAAAAAAAAAAAAGGCAAAAAAAAAAGAGAGAAAAGGAUAAAUACGAGCAUAUUUAGAUAUAUAUUUAAAGAAGAAAAAUAACAAAUUUUGAAGAGACAUUUCAUUCCUGGAGAGCGGCGGCAGAGAGGUAGGAGAGUAAUCGAAUAUUGUCACACAGAGAGGGAGCUGGAGAGGAGGCUGCUGCAAGGAGGACACCAAAAAGCAACAAAAGCCAACUGAACUUUACUGGACGCGUGGACUUCCUUAACGUCGGCUUACGGCAGUAGGUCAGAUAGAUGGUUUGUCCACAGCGCUGCCCGGAUCAUGAACGCGCAGCUGUCGAUGGAGAACAUAGGCGACCUGCACGGAGUGAGCCAUGAGUCCGUCGCCGGCCACGGAGAGCUGCUGAGCGGCCACAGUCCGCACUCCCGCCCGAGCCCGAGGGGACUGAGCCACCGCGCUAUGGGCAUGGCCACCCUACUGGACAGCGGAGACUAUCACCCCGGCCACCCGGGACACCUGCAUCCAGCCAUCAGCAUGUGCGAAGCCCCCCACGGCAUGAGCGCGAGCACCACUUACACCACCCUGACCCCCCUGCAGCCCUUACCCCCCAUCUCCACCGUGUCCGACAAGUUUCCCCCCCAUCACCACCACCACCACCACCACCACCACCAUCCCCACCAUCCGCACCCGCACCCGCACCAGCGGCUCCCCGGGAACGUCAGCGGCAGCUUCACGUUGAUGCGGGAGGACCGCAGCUUGGCGCCCAUGAACAGUCUGUAUCCCGCGUACCACCACAAAGACCCCUGCAUGGGCCAGAGCCUCUCCCCGCUGUCUGGUUCUGGACUGGCCAGCAUACACACGUCUCAGGCCGGCAUCCCUCCGUACGCUCACCCCGGCGCCGCCAUGCCCGGCGAGAAGAUGCUCACGCCCAGUGGGUUCGAGGCUCACCAUCCGGCCAUGCUCAGCAGACACGCCGAGCAGCACAUGACCUCCUCCGCCGGGAUGGUGCAAAUCAACGGCCUGCAUCAUCACCCGCACGCCCACCUCGGCGCGCAGGGCCACGGCCAGGGGCUGGGUAGCAACCGGGAGCAGGCUUCCGGGCCUGGGCACCAAGGUGGCGGCGGAGGAGGGGGAGAAGGAGGCGGCGGGGGCGGCGGCGGUGUUUCUGGGGGACAGAUGGAGGAGGUGAAUACCAAAGAAGUCGCGCAGAGGAUCACCACGGAGCUGAAGCGCUACAGCAUCCCUCAGGCCAUCUUUGCUCAGCGGGUCCUGUGCAGGUCUCAGGGGACCCUGUCCGACCUGCUGAGGAACCCCAAGCCCUGGUCGAAGCUCAAGUCCGGCAGAGAGACGUUUCGUCGCAUGUGGAAGUGGCUGCAGGAGCCUGAGUUCCAACGCAUGAGCGCGCUCAGGCUCGCAGCGUGCAAGCGCAAGGAGCAGGACCACGGCCGAAGCGAGCGAGGGAACGUGACCAAGAAGCCCCGGCUGGUGUUCACGGACGUGCAGCGGCGGACGCUCCACGCCAUCUUCAAGGAGAACAAGCGUCCGUCCAAGGAGCUGCAGCUCACCAUCGCCCAGCAGCUGGGCCUCGAGCUGGCCACGGUCAGCAACUUCUUCAUGAAUGCUCGGCGCCGGAGCCUGGACAAGUGGGUGGACGACGGCUCCGGUCACGCGGCCAACUCGGGGCCCAACGUCUGCACCAAAGCCUGAAGUCGGACUGAACCUGACCAACUCAUGGACUGACUCAACCUCGGUGGAAAAGCUUUAAAAAAAAUUUUAAGAAAACACUUCUGAGAAACAAAGAAAACUUUAAAGACCUUGAAGCAACAUUUUGCCCUUAAACCUGUACUAUAUUGAUAUUUAUAGUAUCCAAAGAUGAAAAGCAAACCAAAGACUUCUCGUUUGACCUGCUUUACGAUGUUUGUUUCAGCCACACAGUUUUUGUGUAACAUACUGCAAAAAGACUUUACUCUCUUUCACACACACAAACACACACACACACACACCCCAACAUGCAGACGCACUCACAAACACACGUACAUACCCAGGUCUUUAGCUUUAUUACACCCCCCUUCACCUCCCUACUGUGUAUCAGUCUAUCAUUUGCCAUCCUUAUCUCUAAUCUGAUUGGUUGGUUUUAAUGAUGGGUCCCUAAGAGGAGGUCUAAUCAGCCUACCGGCAGUCUGGUCUGCAGCUGUCCACAGCCUGAGAAAAAAAUAUAAUUAAAAAAGAAAAAAAACAUGGAUGAAUGUGGAGUUCCAGCGGGAUUGGCCAAUCAACUUUAAAAAGGAAGAACAUUUUCAUCCUGCGGGGAGCGACCCGGAUUGUUCUGCAACCUUGUUUGGACCAGUGGCGUGGACUGUAUGUCUGUUUGUCUGUUUGUCUGUCUGUCUGACUGUCUGACUGUCUGUCUGUCUGUCUGUCUGUCUGUCUGUCUGUCUGUCUGUGCGAGUCGUCUGUCGUUCUGUCGAGCAUUCCAGACAGACGGGCGGGGGGGCAAAGAAAUGUAUUUUCAAAGAGUGCUAACCCAAACCCAAACAGCCUGAACCAAACCAAAAAGGAGAAGAAGAGAAAAAUGGAGCUCGGCCCAUUUAGUGGUGCUUUCUUCCGACACGCUGAUGCGUUCAGUUGGGAAAAUAAAAGAAACCAAUCGGCAUCAAGCGUCUUGUGCCGCGCAGAAACGAAACCUACAAAGACCAAAGAAUAUAUUUAUUUAAAAAGUAGGUAUGGGCAAUUAUGGUAUUUUCUUAAUAUGAUAACAUUAAGCUUUAAAGUGUCAUUUUAUUUGCAAAAAAAUUUAAAUCAAACAUUUAUUUCCAGAUUCAACUGCUUUUACUAAGUAGAGCAAAGAAAAAAAGACUUGACAUAGUGUUUAUAACACUUACUUAAAUGUGACUUAUAACAAUUAUUUAUUCAUGUUAGUUUUGAUACAAAAUACUUUACAGAAUUACAUGCUACGAAGGUAAAUACAGAUCUAUUUUUGGCCAUUUUACAAUGACUGUCUAUGUUUUUUCAGUCAUACCAUUCACAAGCAGCUGAAUUUGUCCCGUUUUACAUAAGAAAAAAAAAACUAUCUGGGCAGCAAUAUGUGGGGCAGGGGCACAGCUGAAUUACUAUGCUCUGUGUUUCCCAAAGUUGGGGUUUGGGGACAGCAACGUGGGUCGCAAAUCAACAAGUGUGGGAUCUUGGGAGUCCAUAUUUGUGGUAUUAGUCUUAACAGCAAUACCACUCAGACAUGCCUCGUGAUAAAAAAUAUAUAUAUAUA